AUGCCCGGCCUAGUCGUCAACGGGCAGGCCGCCGCCACCACCGCCCCCAAGGCGCCGCACGUCGUCGGCCCGACGACCAGGACGGCGACGCGGCCCACGAACCCGCUCCCGCAGUACCUCAACGACGAGGCUCGGCGGACGCCGCGUGAAGCCUUUGACGCGCGGCGGCACCUCGCCUUCCAGCCGCCAGCCCGCGUCGUCACCAUGAGGGAGAUUGGGCUCGAGGGCCACGGCAUCUCGCCCAACGCCGUGUCGGACCCGUUUCCGCUCUUUACACACGAGGCGGUGCGGCAGAUGCGCGCUGAGAUUUUUAGUGAUGAGGUGCUGCGGGAGUGCCAGUUUGCGUCGACGUUUAACAAGAAUAUGAUUCGGGGCAUGGGGCCUGCGCGCGCCCCGUUUGUCUACUCGGCGUGGAAGUCGCCCGAGCUCGUCGCCAGCAUCUCCCAGGUCGCGGGCGUGGACCUGGUGCCGUCGAUAGACUACGAGAUCGCCACGGUCAACAUUUCAGCCGACGACGAGGAGCAGCAUCAGCAGCCCAUGUCCGUGGAGCGGAGCUGCGCCGAUGGGCAGAACGAGAAGGGGGGGGACCCGCUGGGCGACGGGCUGUCGGCCGUGGCGUGGCACUACGACAGCUUCCCGUUUGUGUGCGUGGUGAUGCUCUCGGACUGCAGCGACAUGGUGGGCGGGGAGACGGCGCUGCGGACGGCGUCGGGCGAGGUUCUCAAGGUGCGCGGGCCGGCCAUGGGCACCGCAGUGGUGCUGCAGGGCCGGUACAUCGAGCACCAGGCGCUCAAGGCGCUGGGCGGGCGCGAGCGCAUCGCCAUGGUGACGUGCUUCCGGCCGCGCAGCCCGCACGCGCGCGACGAGACGGUGCUGACGGGCGUGCGCGCCAUCAGCCACCGGUCGGACCUGUACGCGCAGUACACCGAGUACCGCCUCGAGGCGCUCGAGGAGCGCGUCCGCGCGAGGCUGCGCGCCGAGCGCCUGCGGGAGCGCGCGGCGAGGCCGUUUGACGUGCCCGGCGCGCGGGCCUGGCUGGUAGAGCAGAUGGGCUACCUCGAGGCGAUGCUGGCGGAGAUGGUUGACGAGUGA
Purpureocillium takamizusanense is the source of this 1092-nucleotide messenger RNA. RefSeq lists its product as uncharacterized. Lineage: Eukaryota; Fungi; Ascomycota; Sordariomycetes; Hypocreales; Ophiocordycipitaceae. The record is from RefSeq and is a predicted model, not a curated record. The transcript is spliced from 3 exons. The coding region runs from base 1 to 1092 and encodes 363 amino acids.